Molecule: messenger RNA, 365 nt
Organism: Peromyscus leucopus (white-footed mouse)
Lineage: Eukaryota; Metazoa; Chordata; Mammalia; Rodentia; Cricetidae
Product: keratin-associated protein 19-9b
Exons: 1
Coding region: 37-204 (55 amino acids)
Source: RefSeq, a predicted model, not a curated record
CUUCAACAGCACAUCAAGUCCUACAUCUCAAACAUAAUGAGCUACUACUACGGCAACUACUAUGGUGGCCUUGGUUAUGGCAUUGGUGGCUUUGGUGGCCUGGGCUAUGGCUAUGGUUCCAGCUAUGGUCUUGGGGGCUAUGGUGGCUAUGGAUACUUCCGUCCCUCUUUCUAUGGCAGAUACUGGUCCUCAGGAUUUUACUGAUUUUACUGGUCCUCAGAUUUUGCAAUAAUCUACUAAUCCAAUCCAGAAUCAAUUACUUAGGAUGGCUACUAUUACCCUACUGUGCUGAAGACUUCUCCUUUGUUCAUUUUAUGAUAUUUCUCAGCAUGUUACCUUAAUAAACGUCUAUUGUGAGCAUUGUA